AUGACCAGCGCCAAAACUUUGGAGGAUAGACUGCACGAGCUGGAGUCUCGGGUUCUUCAACUGGAAGACAUCAACGCCAUCCGUAAACUUCAUUUUGCCUAUGGAUACUACAUCGAUGUAUGCAGAUAUGCAGACGUUGUUCAGCUCUUCUCACGUGACGGCGAGGUAGUGUUUCUCUCUGGCGUUUACAAGGGCCACAAGGGCAUCGCUCGUCUCUACCAAACAUGGUUUCAUGAGUACUUCACGCAAGGGCGGCCGGGCCCCGAGUACGGCUUUUUGCUCGAUCACCUCCAGAUGCAGGACAUCGUCACCGUGUCCUCAGACGGGAAAACUGCACAAGGAAGAUUUCGGGCUCUUUUGGCUGGCGGAAACCAUGCAAGUCGGGAGUACAAACCGGAGGGCUUGCCUCAACAAUUUUAUGAGGGGGGCCCAAUGGAGUCUGGAAAGAAAAUAAUAGUUGACAAAUUUCCCCUGCAGUACAUACGAGAAGAUGGAGUAUGGAAGAUCAAAAGGCUGGACUACGUAGUGCAGUGGCAGGCUGAAUAUGAGAAAGGUUGGGCUAACACUGAGGCUCACCUGAAACCACACGUGGUGACGUAUCCAGAGAAUCCUACGGGGCCGGAUGAAUUGCUGCCAGAGACGGAGGUACGCAAGACGUGGCCACAUCGGGCAGAUGUACCAACGCAUUAUGCGCAUCCAGUCAUGCAGUUCGCGAAAAAGGGGCCAUGA
Neoarthrinium moseri is the source of this 729-nucleotide messenger RNA. RefSeq lists its product as uncharacterized. Lineage: Eukaryota; Fungi; Ascomycota; Sordariomycetes; Amphisphaeriales; Apiosporaceae. The record is from RefSeq and is a predicted model, not a curated record. The transcript is spliced from 2 exons. Bases 1 to 729 code for a protein of 242 amino acids.